Dalotia coriaria is the source of this 813-nucleotide messenger RNA. It is a transcript of the gene Membrin, whose product is annotated as golgi SNAP receptor complex member 2. The record is from RefSeq and is a predicted model, not a curated record. Gene Ontology annotation, cellular component: late endosome membrane; Golgi apparatus; ER to Golgi transport vesicle membrane. Gene Ontology annotation, molecular function: SNAP receptor activity; SNARE binding. Gene Ontology annotation, biological process: vesicle-mediated transport; vesicle fusion. The transcript has 2 exons. Lineage: Eukaryota; Metazoa; Arthropoda; Insecta; Coleoptera; Staphylinidae. The coding region runs from base 124 to 759 and encodes 211 amino acids.
AUUAUGCGUCAUUUCAUGAGUCAAUUUGUUGUCGACGUUGUCAAAAAACCCCAAUUCUUAUAGGUUACACACUUUUAAACUCUACUAAAGUUUAUACUAGUUUUUAUAUUAUUAAAUUAAAAUAUGGAGCCUCUAUACCACCAAACUAAUGCGCUGAUACAGCAGACCAAAGAACAGUUUAAAGAGCUAGAAGGUAACCAUCCAAAUAGACCCACAAUUGAAGAUGCAAUACAAAAUUCAAUAAACUCCAUAAAUAAAAAUUGUGAAAAAUUAGAUAUUUUUGUUUUAAAAGUGCCUGUAACACAACGCCCACAUGCAAAAAUGAGGUGCGAUCAACUGAAAUAUGACAGCAGACAUUUACAGGCUGCUCUAGCAGCUGCCCAGCAGAAAAGACAACGCCAGGAGAAUGCAGCUGCAGAAAGAGAACAAUUAUUAAGCACUAGAUUUAGAGCAAAUCAGGAAUCAACUAUGAUUGAUCUAGAUUAUGGCCUACAACACAAUAAUGCAAUGCUAAGAUCACACAGAGGGGUUGAUGAAAUGUUACAUACUGGUGCCAGCACUUUGGAAUCCUUAAGAUCUCAGAGAAGUAUUCUCAAAGGGGCCAAGAAAAGAAUCAUGGACAUGACAAGCACACUAGGCUUGAGCAGACAUGUAAUGACUUUGAUUGAUAAGAGGGCUGGCCAGGACAAGAUUAUAAUGUUUGGAGGCAUGAUUAUCACAUUGCUUGUAAUUCUAUUUGUUAUUGUUUAUUUAACUUGAUCACAUUCCGAUAUAGAAGAACUUUAUCAAUUAUUAAAUAAUUUAUGUUGUAUA